AUGUCAAACGCAGCGAAUUUAGCCUGCGCUCCCUCACGCUGCAAGGUCCUCCUCACUCUCCGAAUCAGCAUUGCCUACUCUGCCCUCGGCACAGUGCGCCAUGGUAGCUUUUCCGCGAUACACAGAGGCCUAAGGCGAUCGGAGAGAGCCCAGUUUGGCGAGGCACGAAAUUCGGCCUACAAAGGCCACGCAGGGAAUCCGCGUAGUUCCAUUUUCGAUAGAACAACCAAGGCGCUGGCCGGCGCGACAUCCCCUCGACAAAAGCAGAAGCUCCUCAAGAAGCUUGGUCACGAAGCAUCAGAAGCUGAAGCAGACGAAGACGCUGGUCGACAGACGAGAAGAAAACGAUUCCUCGACCCUGGAGCGUCCUUUGGCAAGCGGAGCUUGGUGUUUCAACUGAAGCAUGGCUCGUUAAAGGAUACAGCCGCCUCGCUUGAAUUGCAAGAGCCCGUGCGUCCAAGACCAUAUCUUGCCAGCACUGGUUCGAGGCGGCACGGCGAUCGAGAUGAACCACUUCCUCGUCGUCCGCUCCACAGCCGAGACCGUCAGGAACUAAGAGACGUACCUCGUCGUCCGCUCCACAGCCGAGACAGUCGGGAACCAAGAGACGUACCUCGUCGUCCGCUCCACAGCCGAGACAGUCGGGAACCAAGAGACGUACCUCGUCGUCCGCUCCACAGCCGAGACCGUCGGGAACCAAGAGACGAACAAGACGAUGACCGGAAUCAAGAUUUAUCAGCGAGACCAAGAACGCGAGACAUGAUGCCCGUGAACAUUACGUAUACAACAGCAGCUUCUCAGUUCUUGUACGGAAAAUCCGUCGUAAAAGCUGCGCUUAAUCAAGGCAGACGGCAGAUAUACAAGCUGUAUGUGUAUGGCGGAGAAAACAGGAGGGACACGAAAGACGACGAUGCUGUGAUACAUCUGGCCAAGUCGCGCGGUGUCCCCGUCACUAUUGUGCCGACCGAAGACCAGCGGUUAAUGGACAAGAUGAGCAUGGGCCGGCCGCACAACGGGUUGGUGCUCGAGACGUCGCCACUUUGCCAACUACCUGUCAAGUCUCUGGGCAACUUGGAGGAGUCAACGUCCAGACUCGGAUUCCACGUCGUACUCGAUCAUCAGACGAAAGAGGAAAAGGCUGUGAACGGAGAAAGCACAUUUUUCCCCAAGUCCAACAAUUCUGCUACGUCGAAGCCGUUUGUGCUCUUGCUGCAUGAAAUUCUUGACCCGGGCAAUCUGGGGGCUAUGCUUCGAACAGCGAGCUACAUGGGCGUCGAUGCUGUAGGAAUCACCAAUCGCAACUCCUCCACCCUAUCGCCAGUGGUGCUCAAAUCCGCAGCUGGGGCCGCGGAAGAAGUCGCCAUAUUCACAGUAGACUCACCCGUGCAGUUCCUGGAAGACUCGAGAGCCGCCGGCUGGAAGGCUUAUGCUGCUGUAGCACCACCAGAGAAAAAGCUCAUCAAGAUACACGGUGAAAAGUUCAUCUCUGCAUACGAUAUCGAGCAAGCCAGGCCCUUGGAUCAGCACCCGUGCGUGUUGGUCCUUGGGAACGAGGGUUACGGCCUCCCACGGCAGGUCAAGAUGGCUUCGGAUUUUGAGCUUUCCGUGCCCAAGUUUUCUCAGGGGAACUCUGUGGAUAGCUUGAAUGUCAGCGUUGCAGCUGGUUUGCUCUGCCACACGUUUGUCAGGAGUGCCGCGAUGCCAGAAAAGCAUGACGCAUUUUCUCACCAAGUGCGGAGCAUCAUGGGUAGAACAUCGCCCGCAACAGGGGGCGGUGAGACAUUAUUUUGA
Messenger RNA from Ustilaginoidea virens, 1791 nucleotides. RefSeq lists its product as uncharacterized. Gene Ontology annotation, cellular component: mitochondrion. Gene Ontology annotation, biological process: rRNA methylation. Gene Ontology annotation, molecular function: RNA methyltransferase activity; RNA binding. Bases 1 to 1791 code for a protein of 596 amino acids. The transcript has a single exon. Lineage: Eukaryota; Fungi; Ascomycota; Sordariomycetes; Hypocreales; Clavicipitaceae. The record is from RefSeq and is a predicted model, not a curated record.